Messenger RNA from Lycium ferocissimum, 426 nucleotides. RefSeq names its product cysteine proteinase mucunain-like. Gene Ontology annotation, cellular component: lysosome. The transcript is spliced from 3 exons. The record is from RefSeq and is a predicted model, not a curated record. Bases 1 to 426 code for a protein of 141 amino acids. Gene Ontology annotation, molecular function: cysteine-type endopeptidase activity. NCBI's taxonomy places the organism in Eukaryota, Viridiplantae, Streptophyta, Magnoliopsida, Solanales, Solanaceae.
AUGGAUAUCCUCCUUAAUGGUUUAGUCAUAAAGCAUGCAUCUAAAGCUCCUCCUCCACCAGUAAUUGAGUCACCGGUGAAGUUAUUAGUCCUUCUGCACAAGAACUUACUUAUUGAUUGUGAUAAUUCAAACAAUAAUGGCUGUGAAGGUGGACUUAAGAACCUUGCUUUUGAAUGGGUGAUCAACAAUGGCGGCAGUGGUUCAGCAGCUGAUUAUCCGUACACUGCCUCUCAAGGCACACUUGCAAUUACAACAAGGCAUGUGAACCACAAGGUUGUAACAAUUGAUGGAUACCAAGAUGUUGCAGAAGAGGAAAGUGCCCUUCUUUGUACUGUUGCUCAACAACCUGUUAGUGUGGACAUCGGCAGGAGCAUCCCUGAUUUUCAACUAUAUACAUGUUGCACAAGAGGAAAGUUCCCUCUUUAG